GAAUCCUCCAUAGUCGCCCAUAACACUAGGCACACUAGGGUUAGGUUCGUAAUGGAGUAUUGGUUCGCCAAAUAAAAGUCGUAUCAGUGAUUUAUUUUCGUCAGCGGCAAAUAAAUGCCGCUCGCGCCGGCCUGCUAAGAACACGAUCGAGAAGUUCACGUCGCGCGAAGAACAAAAGCGCAUCGCAAUCGCCGUUGCACACUCACAAAUCACGGCAGUCAUUGGAAUGUUCAAAUGUGUGCUGGUGACAUUUGAUUAAAAUGAGUCGUCAUGAAGGUGUGAGUUGUGAUUCCUGCUUGAAGGGCAACUUCCGCGGCCGGCGCUACAAGUGCCUCAUUUGCUAUGACUUUGAUUUGUGUGACACUUGCUAUGAGACUGGAGCAACCAAUACUCGGCACACCACUGAUCAUCCAGUGCAGUGCAUACUAACUAGGGCUGAUUUUGAUUUAUUCUAUGCUGGUGAAGCAAUCACAAAUGUAGAUCAACCUCAAGCUUACACUUGUCCCUAUUGCUCAAGAAUGGGCUUUACUGAUGCUACUCUACAAGAACACGUCACUGCUGAUCAUAGUGAUAUCUCUUAUGAAGUAGUGUGUCCGGUGUGUGCGGCAAUGCCAGGCGGCGAUCCAAACUUCAUGACCGACGAUUUCGCGGGCCAUCUUACAAUGGAGCAUCGCUCAGGCACGCGCGAUUUAAUCUCUCUUCUGGAUGAACCUGGCGGUGGGUCUGGAGGCAGUGCACCACUUGUUCGACAUAGUGGACGACGCAUUGCGCACACUGGCCACCUGCCGAGCAGUCGUGGUGCACAAUCGACGCGUCCUCGCCGUUCUAAUAUGCAUUUUAGUAUUUUUAGCACGACAGGUCUCAGUAGCUUAUCGCCAUCUUCUAGGGAGCCUGUCGACCCGAUCGCCGAGCUGCUGUCGCAACUCUCCGGCGUGCGUCGAUCGGCGAGUAAUGCCACCAGUAGUACAUCCAGUCAACUACAGCAACUUCAGAUGCAUCUACAGCUGGAACGUCAGCAGGUAUCAGCGCGUCAACAGUUGGAGAGACUUCCACGUAGGCAGAAUCAGAGUCAAACGACAAGCUUACGCGAGGCUGCUAGUUCCGCAAACACGAACUUUGGAUACAGUUUGUUGAUGAAUCCGAAUACUACUGCUGCGCAGCCGACGGCGUCUGCUCCGCCGGUACCUUCACCGCCUUCUAACUUUUUGUUGGAGGGUUUAUUGGAGGAAUUAUCGCUGCAGUCAUCCAACGAUGCGAAUUUCAGCGAUCGCUAUAACUUCGCUGAUAAUUUACUGGUUGGUACGAUGAAUUCGAUGAAGAAUUCGGUGCAGCAGUCACAAAUUGGUGAGGAUUUAUCAGCGCAGAUACAACAGCGAUAUGCGGCUACAGUGACGCCUACGCCUAGUGUGGAGCUGUCUUCGGCUAGCGGUAGCCGACCUACUUCGGCACAGGGACGAGUUUUACGUGGGCGAGCGCGUUCGGAUGGUCAUAAUGCGAUACGUCGUGCGGAUGCGAAUCGCGCCAGCUUGCAGGACUGCAAGAAAACGGAGAGUCCACCGAAUAACACCGAUGGCAGUGGGGGUGGUGGUGGUGGCAUCACCCAGAGAUAGUCUAGCAACAUGCGCGAAGUGAAAUCGAACAAUUGUUGCAGUUUGAAUUGCUAAUUGUUGACUAGUUUAAAAAUUGCUGCGCUGGUUGCCUGCGAAACACGCGCAUCACAUGAUUGUGUGAUUUGUGAUACGAUCGCGACGACGUCAUGACGAGCAGUGAUGAUAACAAAAUGUAUGAGAUGCCUAAACAAGAAACAAAAACGUAUGUCUAUAGUUUUGUCACAAAAAUAACUUUCGAACUGUUGCUUUAAUUGUCCAUCUAUAUACUAUAUUGAAUUACACUAUACCAAAAAUUUGAAGAAACGGAAAGUUUAACUCGUAAAGUGUCACAGGAUUACUCACUACUGUAUAAUUUGUGUGUUACUCGCGCCAGGUGGGUUUCAGUGGCACUGCAGACAUUACAUUCAAGUACAUGAUCAAUUAUUAUCAAGUAAAACACAUUGGGUUUGUUUUUGUUUUGUUUUGAAAACAUUAAUUUUUAAGAGUCCUACAAUAAAUGCAUUAAAUGUU
Dalotia coriaria is the source of this 2120-nucleotide messenger RNA. Its product is annotated as E3 ubiquitin-protein ligase KCMF1-like. The transcript has 5 exons. Gene Ontology annotation, biological process: synaptic signaling. Gene Ontology annotation, molecular function: zinc ion binding. The coding region runs from base 261 to 1610 and encodes 449 amino acids. Lineage: Eukaryota; Metazoa; Arthropoda; Insecta; Coleoptera; Staphylinidae. Gene Ontology annotation, cellular component: plasma membrane. The record is from RefSeq and is a predicted model, not a curated record.